AAAUUAAAGGAAAAAAGAAACGAAAAGAAAAUCCGGUGAAAGAGGAAACGACAGCGAGGACCAGAAGGAAGGAAGGAAGGGUGCGGGAGUCGUCACCGUCCUCCUCCUCCUCCAGUCCUGAUUAUUAAUAACAAUAAUCUAAUUUAAGCUUGUGCAUCGCUGGAAUUUGCAUCCAAUCUCUCUCUCUCUCUGCUUGGUCGUCUUCUUCUUUAUUAAUAACUCCAAAAAAAACUAAACAUAUUUCAUUUUUUUAUUAUUCGAAAAAUGUCUUACGCUUAUCUCUUCAAGUACAUCAUCAUCGGCGACACUGGAGUAGGGAAAUCGUGCUUGCUGCUGCAAUUCACGGACAAGAGAUUCCAGCCGGUGCAUGACCUUACCAUCGGUGUUGAGUUUGGGGCUCGUAUGAUCACCAUUGAUAACAAGCCUAUCAAACUCCAAAUUUGGGACACCGCGGGUCAAGAAUCGUUUAGAUCCAUAACCAGGUCUUAUUACAGAGGUGCUGCCGGUGCUUUGCUUGUCUAUGAUAUUACCAGGAGGGAAACUUUUAAUCACUUGGCGAGCUGGCUGGAAGAUGCAAGGCAGCAUGCCAAUGCAAACAUGACCAUUAUGCUCAUUGGUAAUAAGUCUGAUCUUGCUCAUAGAAGGGCUGUCAGCACUGAAGAAGGUGAGCAGUUUGCAAAGGAGCAUGGCUUGAUCUUCAUGGAGGCCUCUGCAAAAACUGCUCAGAAUGUCGAGGAGGCUUUUAUCAAAACAGCUGCAACUAUAUAUAAGAAGAUUCAAGAUGGAGUUUUUGAUGUAUCAAAUGAGUCUUAUGGGAUAAAAGUUGGAUAUGGAGGUAUUCCAGGGUCAUCAGGAGGCAGGGAUGGUGCUUCUGCCCAAGCUGGAGGCUGUUGCAGUUGAAAUUGAAUACCCAUUUGCUAUACUUGAACGCAACCAAUUUACACUUUUUGUGUUCUUUAAGAUUUCCCCUGUUUUUUCAAGUCUGAAUAUCGUGACUUGUUUUCUUUAAGUGUCUAUUCAGGGCAUUAACGUAUAUGUAUAAUCCAUCUCGAUAUCACGUCCAUUGAUUGUAAAUCCGUCGGCUGCGCUUCUGCUUCCCAUUUCCUUUGAUACUGGCUGUUCUAGUUUCCUUCAUCUGUAUCUGUGUUGAAACAAAACCUUGAAUUGUGAAAAAAAUGCAGGAAAGUCUUACCCUUUGUGUUAA
Messenger RNA from Populus nigra (black poplar), 1204 nucleotides. RefSeq names its product ras-related protein RABB1c-like. Gene Ontology annotation, molecular function: GTPase activity; GTP binding. The transcript is spliced from 6 exons. Bases 265 to 900 code for a protein of 211 amino acids. Gene Ontology annotation, cellular component: Golgi apparatus. The record is from RefSeq and is a predicted model, not a curated record. NCBI's taxonomy places the organism in Eukaryota, Viridiplantae, Streptophyta, Magnoliopsida, Malpighiales, Salicaceae.